Dracunculus medinensis (Guinea worm) is the source of this 447-nucleotide messenger RNA. The record is from the annotation of a GenBank genome assembly. NCBI's taxonomy places the organism in Eukaryota, Metazoa, Nematoda, Chromadorea, Rhabditida, Dracunculidae.
GCAGAAAAAUUUAAUGCAAAUUUAUUUAUGAAUUUGUCGGAAUUGGAGGAUCGCGAGCUGCUCGAUGCAGUUCGCAUUUUUGAAGAUGAACAUUUCGAACAAAAAACAACAAAAACAGCGACUAUUUUACAAAAACUAGUAGCACUCGAAGGAACGAUACAAGAACGAGCUGAACGCGAAUCUGAGGGAAUCAUACAAAUGAGAAAUAUGAUAGAAGCGUUAGUCGUGGAACUCGAUAAAUCAAAAACGGAAAAUGAACGCCACCAAAUGAAUCAAGCAAAACUUGUAGAAGAAUUGUUGUCACUCAAAGAAGAAGAAUUAGAAAAGAAAUUUGAAGCAACAAAUGCUUAUAAAACAAUGAAACAAAUUUUAAAACAAAAAAAUUAUCAAAUUAAACAACUUCGCAUGAAAAAUGCAAAUAAUUCGGGAGACUCAGAUCAAGAAUAG